CUUAUAAAGGGGGAGGGGGGGAAGAUGAGGCGGAUGAAUCAGACGUUGACGGCGGUGCCUGGCGCGUCUGGUGGCUGAAGCUUUGCGGCUGACACCGGCUGCGCGGAACAGGGAAUGGCCUUGUGAACUUUAUGGGGGGAGAAUUGAGAUUUAGACCCCGCCCGAGCGGAAAGCGUUUCGACUGCCAUGGGAAACGGCGAAACUGACCCCAACUAAGUUUCUGCGAAGUUCUUUCCCCGUUCAAUGGGCUGCCACGAUUGGAGCAGGCUGACCACGCCCCUCUUCUGAAAAACGAGUUCCUUGUUUGUCUUUGACCAGAGGCAGUAUGCCAGCAGCCUCCAUGGCUGAGGAUCCUGUGAAGCUGCAAGCAGAGGUGGAGCGGCUGGUGGCUGAGCUGCGAGAGGCAACACGAGAGAAGGUACAGGCAGCGCAAUAUGGACUGGCUGUACUGGAGGAGAAUGGUGAGCUCAAGCAGCGCUGUGGUGAGCUGGAAGGCCAGGCAGAAGUGAUGCGCUUGGAACUGGUCCAUAUGAAGGAGGCUUUGGCAGAGUCCCACAGCAGUCAUAAACGGGCAGCAGCUGAUGGGGAGAGCAGAGAAGAGUAUCUACUCAGUGAAACUGCUUCCAAAGAGGCCUGUCUAAACCAAACCAUUGAGGAGCUCCAAGGUGAUGUGAAGCACCUGAGAUCCCAGCUUGACAACACGAUGGUGGAAAAUGAGCGCCUUGGUGCAGCUCUACAGGAACUCAGGAAGGAGUGCCAGACCCUGGAAUCUGAGAAGACCAGGCUGCGGGAGGAAAUGAAACAGGCCAAGACACGAGAGCUGCGCCAGUUGCAGGACUGUGCAGAGCUUGAGGAGGAGAACAUCUCCCUGCAGAAGCAGGUCUCCGUGCUCAGGGGCAGUCAGGUGGAGUUUGAGAGUGUCAAGCGUGCACUGAGCUGCCGUGAGGAAGAGCUGGUCCUGGCUGGGACCCAACUGCUGGAACUAGGCCGUCUCCGAGACCUGGCAGAGCACCAGCUUCAGGAGGCGCUCGAGGCUCUGCAGGCGGAGCGUGAGCAAAAGCAGGAACUUCGGCGGGAGCUGGCCAUCUAUGCGGGAGGACGCCAUGCCUCACUCAGCAGCUUGCAGGCCAACCUGGAGGAGCUCAGCCACAGCCGUGCAGAGUACGAGGAGCAAGACAGCGGCUUUGCCAACGGCAGUAGUGUUGGGGGCCUGGCUUCCACCCCUCAUGGUGUCCAGCCUGCACCUGGUCUCGUCGCUGACCUUUUCAGUGAGCUCAGCUUGGCAGAGCUCCAUAAACUGCAGCAGCAACUGCAGCAGGCAGAAAAUGAGAAGGCCUCACUGGCUUCAGACCUGAAGGAUCUCAAGAAGCAGCUGACCAGUACCAAGGAGGCUCUGGCCCAACAGCAGUCGCGCAGCAACCGCGAGACAGAGCAACUUCGCGUCCUGGAUGCUGGCAUUAGGGGUGACAGGGCGAGCCCAUUGCUCAGUGAGCGGGAGCGCUGCCGUGAGGAGCUAGAGAAGACCCAGCUAGCAGUCCAACGGGAGAAGGAGGCGGCUGCCCAGCUAGAAACAGAGCUGCGCGUUGCCAGAAGGAUGGCCCGAGAAUGUCAGGUGCGACUGGCCCAAGCCCAAGAGGAGCUUCUAGGUUUUUCUGAAGAGAUGGCAGCUCUUUACCAUCACGUCUGUGCCUGCCACAGUAUAACACCUCAACGUGUGGUGUUGGACUAUUAUCGAGAAGGCCGUGGAGCCCGGAGUAUGUGCAGGAGACGGUCCUCGAGAAAGCUGCUGGUCACAGAGAUGGAGACGAGCAGCAGUGGGGACCAAUCCCCAGUCAGCAGCCCUGGCUCUCCUUGUGGCUUGGAGCCCCUCAAUGUGGCCAACCUGACGGCUGUCCUGCGAGAGCAGCUGGGGCAUCUGCAGGUGGCGCUGUCUCUGGCACAUCAGCAGAGCCUCAUGGGGCAUGGUGCUGAACUGGAGCGCGACAAGGAGGCACUGGUGGAGGAAGUGCUGAAGCUGAAGUCUCUGCUGAGCACCAAGCGUGAGCAGAUUGCCACCUUGCGUACGGUGCUCAAAGCCAACAAGCAGACGGCAGAGGCGGCGCUCUCAAACCUCAAAGGCCAGUACGACAGUGAGAAGGUGCUGGUGUCGGAGACCAUGGCCAAACUCCGCCACGAGCUCAAAGCCUUGAAGGAGGAUGCUGCUACCUUCUGCUCCUUGCGUGCCAUGUUUGCCAGCAGGUGUGACCAAUAUGUCAGCCAGCUAGAUGAGAUGCAGCGGCAGUUGGCAGCUGCUGAAGAUGAGAAGAAGACUCUGAGCUCCCUGUUGCGCAUGGCCAUCCAGCAGAAGUUGGCUCUCACUCAGCGGCUGGAGUCCCUCGAGAGCCCAGUUGAGGUGUUGCGGGGCAGCAGGAGAGCACUCCGGCCAGCCAAGGGCAGUGCGAGAUGAGGCAGACGGUAUCCAGUGCAGGAUUUCUAGACAACCUUUUAGCAGUUGGAUCCUCCGUUACAGUCACAGAACUCCAGUCCUUGUUUUCCUAUGAUAGGAAAGACUUGGCAUUUCUAAGCUGCAGCCAGUCAAGGAAGUCUCCAGCCAAAGCUUACUUCCUGCCCCUCUGUGCCUUUGAAGACUACUUGAAGAUACACUGCCUCUCUGGACAUGCCUCUGGUGCUCUUUUCCUAAAUGCCUCUAACAAUGUGCCUUUUUGUUGGCUCUAAUGUCAAAGUGACAGUGUUGGCCUUAAUGACCAGAAUUGGCUUUAGGGAGGGAGGUCUGUCCCUCCACUACUACCUUCUCAUCCUUCUGCAGUUACUGGGCCUGUAUCUCAUUUCUGUCUCCUUCCUAUAUACACUCUCCUGGCCUGUGGUAUUUUGCACAUAGGUGAAUAACUGCUCACUGCACAGGCUAAUGGAAUACCAGGUCCAUGCAGAUACUGGCAGAAAUGGGUUUGGGGUGGAUACAGCAAUGUCUCAUCUCCAUCCUUCCCAUUCCCAGUGGUGUAACAGUAAAAAAGAAAUGUUACGUAGUCUGGGACUAGGUAAUCCCAGCUAUAUGCCUCAAAUAAUUGGUUUCCUGGAACUCGAGUUUUCUUUAAUUGAAAUCCACAGCAUAAAAUGUAAUUCUCACAAGAUUAACAUUAAAAUGUAAUGAAAACCCAA
Molecule: messenger RNA, 3156 nt
Organism: Hemicordylus capensis (graceful crag lizard)
Lineage: Eukaryota; Metazoa; Chordata; Lepidosauria; Squamata; Cordylidae
Product: protein bicaudal D homolog 2-like
Exons: 9
Coding region: 326-2446 (706 amino acids)
Biological process (GO): protein localization to organelle; regulation of microtubule cytoskeleton organization; microtubule anchoring at microtubule organizing center
Cellular component (GO): cytosol; Golgi apparatus
Molecular function (GO): dynein complex binding; cytoskeletal adaptor activity; dynactin binding
Source: RefSeq, a predicted model, not a curated record